AUGAGGACUUUCCCGGCAUGGCAAACAUGGAGAGCUCAACGGCCUCCUCGAUAUCGAUACCGCACGUUCGCCUCCGCCGCUGAACCGUCACCGAUCAAAGUCAAGUAUCAACCCGCUCCACACUCUGGCAAUAUCCGCAUCCUCCUUCUCGACAGACCCGAAGCUCGAAAUGCCCUCUCCCGCAGACUUGUCACCGAUCUCAAGCGCCAUGUCGAGGAAGUACAGGCAGAAGGGGGUGCAGGAUCUACAAGGGCUCUGAUAAUCGCAUCACAUACGGACAAGGCCUUUUGCGCAGGAGCAGACUUGAGAGAGAGGAAAGGCAUGACACAGGAAGAAACAAGGGAAUUCUUGAGCGACGUACGAAACACCUUUACCAAUCUUUCGAACCUCCCAAUUCCUACCAUAUCGGCCAUCUCGUCUGCCGCGCUGGGUGGAGGCUUGGAAUUGGGACUUUGCACAACUUUCCGAGUCUUUGGAUCGUCCGCGAUCGUCGGCCAACCCGAGACCAAGCUCGCAAUCAUUCCAGGAGCAGGAGGAACGUACAGAUUACCAGCAUUGAUUGGCGUCAAUCGAGCACGGGACCUCAUCCUCACCGGACGUCGUGUAGGCGGCGCGGAAGCAUAUUUCCUGGGACUGUGUAACAGACUGGUAGAGGUCACUCCAGAAGAAUCCAAGGAAGAAGGGAAAGCCCGACAGAAAGUGCUCGAUGCCAGUGUACAGCUCGCCAAUGACAUUUGCGAAGGAGGACCGAUUGCCCUCACACAGGCCAUGCGAGCGGUCAAUGGAUGGCAACGGGGCGAGGCCGCCGAGAAUGAGGCGUACGAGGUCAUCUUGAAGACGGAGGAUCGAAUAGAGGCGCUCAAAGCAUUUGCAGAGAAGAGGAAGCCAGCCUUCAAAGGUAGGUGA
Molecule: messenger RNA, 906 nt
Organism: Cladophialophora yegresii CBS 114405
Lineage: Eukaryota; Fungi; Ascomycota; Eurotiomycetes; Chaetothyriales; Herpotrichiellaceae
Product: methylglutaconyl-CoA hydratase
Exons: 2
Coding region: 1-906 (301 amino acids)
Biological process (GO): fatty acid beta-oxidation
Cellular component (GO): mitochondrion
Molecular function (GO): enoyl-CoA hydratase activity
Source: RefSeq, a predicted model, not a curated record